Molecule: messenger RNA, 5376 nt
Organism: Hemicordylus capensis (graceful crag lizard)
Lineage: Eukaryota; Metazoa; Chordata; Lepidosauria; Squamata; Cordylidae
Gene: PLPP5
Product: phospholipid phosphatase 5
Exons: 7
Coding region: 345-1025 (226 amino acids)
Biological process (GO): phospholipid metabolic process
Molecular function (GO): phosphatidate phosphatase activity
Source: RefSeq, a predicted model, not a curated record
CGGAGGGGUCGUGGUCGGGGGUCGUCGUGGUCCCUGGGCGGGAUCGUAAAGCAUUGAAUACGCGGGCCCCGCAUCCCUCCGCGGAAGCGGGAGAUCCCCAACUGCCAGUGCCAAUCUGCUCGUUACCGUAAUGCGUGUAACCAUCGGCCCCUGUCGAAAGGGGGUGCCCUGCCGCGGUGAAUAGAAGAUACAGGGGGGCCUUCCGGGAUGCUCGUUGGCAAUGUCCUUAUUCUUCUUGCCUAGAAUGGAAGCCCGCCUCUGCCGUAUUGCAUCUCAUAUACGGGCCGUAUGCCACGAUCACCGAACUCCUGCCUCCAUUCCAGCGGGUUAUUCAGCCUGAAGAAAUGUGGCUCUAUAAAAACCCUUAUGUAGAGUCUGACCAUGUACCUGCCAAGCCUAUGUUUUUCAUUUCCUUUUUGUCUCCUCUGGUCCUGAUUCUGCUGGCCAAAUUCUUCAUGAACACGGACCAAGAUGACACACGGGAGGCCUGCUUAGCUGCCAGUUUGGCUCUUACCCUGAACGGAGUCUUCACCAACGCUGUGAAGCUGGCAGUGGGCAGGCCUCGGCCUGAUUUCUUCUACCGCUGCUUUCCGGACGGACAAGCCUCCCUUCCGCUCUUGUGCACGGGUGAUGCACAAGUGGUGACCGAAGGACGCAAGAGCUUCCCCAGCGGACAUUCCUCUUUUGCCUUUGCUGGCCUCGCCUUUGGCUCCUUCUACAUCGCAGGGAAGCUCCACUGCUUUGCGCCCGGAGGCCGUGGACAGUCCUGGCGGCUCUGUGCCUUCUUAGCGCCGCUCUUUGUGGCGAUGCUCAUUGCUUUAUCCCGCACCUGCGAUUACAAGCACCACUGGCAAGAUGUGCUGGUCGGCUCAGCUAUGGGCUUUGUGUUUGCGUACCUAUGCUACAGACAGCAUUACCCUCCCUUGACAGACUCCGAAUGCCAUCAGCCACUGCAGCGGAAGUCCAGACUCUCGGGCCCAGAGAGGCAAAAGCUGACCCUCUCGGGCUUCAGCUUAGAUGUAUAAAGUCCUAGUAGGAUCCUCUGCAUGUGCCGUGACCUGGAAGAGAAAGGGGAGCACUUCCUCCUGUGUGACCUUGUUUGUGGCUGGAGGAGAAAGGAGCCCCGUAUCUAAAGUGCCAGCUGCUUCGUCAAGACUUUGGACAUCCUCCUCUUGUUUUCCUUUUGAGCCUAUGGGCAUGGAAGAGAGUAUUUCAUUUUGCUUGUGUUACCGUGAUGGAAGUUGCCAGCCUGAAAUGCAGGAACAGAGGAAGCUGGCUUAUACUGAGUCAGACCUUGGGUUCAUUCAGCUCAGUAUUGUCCACUCUGACUGGCAGCAGCUCUCCAAGGUUUCAAGCUGGAGUCUUUCCCAGCCCGACCUGGAGAUGCUGCCAGGAACUGAACCUGGGACCUUCCGCAUGGAAAGCCAAUGCCCUGCCAUGGAGCUAUGGCCUCAUGCCCUAAAUAUUGCAGCUCGAUGGGUAGGUGUCUUCUAUAGAGUCAGACCAUUGGUCCAUUUUGCUCAGUAUUGUCUACUCUGACUGGCAGCAGUUCUCCAAGGGUGCAGGCGGGAAUAUCUCUCAGCCCUAUCUUGGAGACGCUGCCAGGGAGGGGACUUAGAAUCUUCUGCUCUUCCCAAAGUGGCUCCAUCCCCUAAGGGGAAGCUCUUACAGUGACACAUCAAGUCUCCCUUUCAAAUGCAACCAGUGCAGACCCUGCUUAGCUAAUGGGACAAGUCACGCUUGCUAGCCACAAGACCAACUCUCCUCUUCUGCAUGCAAGCAGGUGCUCUGCCACUGAGCUCCAGCCCAGUAUGCAUUUCUCCUCGAAUCAUGGCAUCGUGAUGGACCAAAGACAAUCCAAUCCAGUUCCUUGCUGCAAAAGCAGGUUGUCUGUGCUGCAGCUCACCAUUCCACAAAUCAGCCAUAAUGCAGUCUCGGCUGGCAGACAUGAGCGGUGCACGGUAGAAAAGGUGCCGGUGAUGCACUAGCUGCUGCUGAUUUAAGCCAGACGCUAGCCACAUGCUAGAAGGGUCAUUGGAACAAUGUAGAUCUAACGUGGCUUUAGCACGUAGGUCAGAGUUCCUGUUCUGCAUUGGCUGCCUCCUUAGCUAGAUAGGAACAUAGGAAGCUGCCAUAUACUGAGUCAGACCCUUGGUCCAUCUAGCUCAGUAUUGCCUACACAGGCUGGCAGCAGCUUCUCCAAGGUUGCAGGCAGGAAUCUCUCUCAGCCUUAUCUUGGAGAGGCUGCCAGGGAGGGAACUUGGAACCUUCUGCUCUUCCCAGAGCAGCUCCAUCCCCUAAGGGGAAUUUCUUACAGUACUCACGCAUGUAGUCUCCCAUUCAAAUGCAACCAGGGUGGACCCCGCUUAGCUAAGGGGACAAGUCCUGCUUGCUACCACAAGACCAGCUCUUCUCUCCUCUCUUAGGGUCUCUAGAUCCUAACCCUUUUCCACACCCAGCUCUAUUCCCCUGCCCACUAUCCACUCUCUUGCAUGCACACAUCUGCUGUUAUUAAAGUCUAGCCUGCAGAUGUCUCGCCAUCAGAAAGAGCCUUGGAGUGAUGCCCUAAAGACUUAUGGAAGCAUCAGCUUUGAGGGCUAGAGGCCACUACACCAGAAUCAUGAAGUGCCACUUGCAGCGCAUAUACCGCUGUGAGAGCACAGCUCUCUGGCCAAGGCAUGUGCUUUUUUGACGUUCUGUUGCUAUGCAGCCCGAAAACGCCAUUCUUCAUGGCAGAAAAUUGAUUGGUCCAAACAGUUUGGAUGUAUUCUAUCCACGCUUCAGAAAAAUCUGAUGAAUUGUGGCCAUGUUGCGGUCCUUUUUAAAGUUUGCUUUCAGCUCCAGUUUUCACACUCUGAGAACAUCGGAACGGCCCUGCUGGAUCGGGCCCAAGGCCCAUCUAGUCCAGCGUCCUGUUUCACAUGUAGACGCCCCACAAAGUCUCUCCUAUGCAGUCAUAUGGGAGGAUAAGAAUUGUGAUUUGUACAGACCUGGAGCCUGAUUUGUUCACCACUCCCGCUAUCAAGGUACAGGAGCAUAGUCUGGAUUUUCACAGGGUUUAAAGGCAUCUUAAUCUGGUUUGGCCUUCAUCUGUGUGCACAGCAUAUUGUGUGUAUGUAAGGCAACAGUGGCUUAGAUUGAUUUGCGCCUGUGCUGUCAUCGAUGUUCCCUCUAUUUUUCCCCCUCUGGACACGAAAUGAGUUUUGUUCUGGAUGGCAGUGUAUAUGCACGCGCAGUAUCAAAGUAGUGUGUGCACACAUGCAUUCAGAGUGGGGCCUUCCUGAUUCAACCUGAGCAGGAUCUAAAAUUAACUGAGCAGACUUUUAAAAAAAGUGUGUGCACACAGACAUGCACAAGCCUUAGAGCAGGGUUUCUUAACCUUGGCCCCCCAGAUGUUGUUGGACUACAACCCCCAGAAUCCCCAGACAUUCCCUAGUAUAAUCCCCUUAUACUAUAGGUUUGUAUAAGGACAUUAAAAUAUUAGCAUUUUUUAAUUUUUAGUCCCCUUCCUAAUGAGCCCUAGCAUGGAAUUUGCCUUUUUCACAGCUGCCGCACACUGACUAGACACUUUCAUCGAACUGUCCACCAUAACCCCAAGAUAUCUCUCAUGGUCCGUCACUGACAGCUCAGAUCACAUCAGUGUAUAUGUGAAGUUGGGGGUUUCUUGCCCCAAUAUACAUCGCUUUAUACCUGCUUCCAUUGAACUGCAUUUGUCAUUUUGUCACUCACUCCCCCAGUUUGGAGAGAUCCUUUUGAAGCUCCUCCUCACAAACCUUUGGAUUUCACUUCCCUAAAUAGUUUAAUAUCAUCUGCAAAUUUGGCCACCUCACUGCUUACCCCAACUUCUAGAUCAUUUGUGAACAAUUAAAGAGCACCAAUCCCAGUACAGAUUCACGGGGGACCCCACAUCUUACUUCCCUCCAUUGUGAAAACUCUCCACUUAUUCCUACUUUCUGUUUCCUGUCCUUCAACCAGUUACCAAUCCACAUAUGAACCUGUUCUCUUAUCUCAUGACUGUUAAGUUUACUCAAGAGCCUUUGGUGGAGAUCUUUGUCAAAAGCUUUUUGGAAGUCCAAGUAUACUAUCCUUUAUCCACAUGCCUGCUGCCAAAAAACUCCAAAAGGUUAGUGAGGCCAGACUUGCCCUUGCAGAAGCCAUGCUGGUUUUCCUUCAGCAUAGCCUCCUAUAAGUUUAACCAUUUUGCCCUUAAGAAUGCUUUCCGUCAAUUUAUCCAGCACAGAAAUUAAGCUAACUGGCCUGUGGUUUCUCGGAUACCCCUGGAUCCCGUUUUGAAAACCGGAGUUACAUUAGUUAUUUUCCAGUCCUCUGAUACAAGAGUAUGACUGUAGAGACAAGUUAUAUAUUUUUGCUAGGAGAUCAGCAAUUUCACAUUUGAGUUCCUUCAGAACUCUUGGGUGGAUACCAUCUGGCUCUGACAAUUUGUUAAUUUUUAGUUUUUCAGGACAGUUUAGAUAAUCUCUCAUCGUCUCAGAUUGGCUCAGUUCUUCAGCCUCCAAGCCUAGGUCUGAAGUGGGUAUAUGUUCAGUAUCCUCUGCCAUAAAGACAGAUGCAAAGAACUCAUUUGGCUUCACUGCAAUCUUCUUAUCCUCCUUAAUAAUCCCUUUCAUGCCCUCAUCAUCUACCAGAUUUUCUGGCAGAUUUUCUGCUUCUGGUAGAUUUUGAAUAAGUUUUUGUUAUGCCCCUUGACUCUUCUAGCUAUAUGCUCCUCAAUCAGAGGGAUUUUACUUUUGCAUCCCUUCUUGUCUCCUUGCAUUUCUUUUGCCAGAGUUUAUGUUCCUUUCUGUUCUCUUCAUUUGGGCAGGACUUCCAUUUUCUGAAGGAAGUCUUCUUCCCUUUUAUAGCUUCCCUGACUCUACUUGUUAGCCAUGCUGGCAUCCUCCUGAACUUGGUGGUACCUUUCCUCUUUCUUGGCAUACAUUCCAACUGUGCUUUUGUUAUUGUGAUUUAAAUAAGUCCCAUGCUUUCUGGAGUGAUUUGAAGCCCUUGACUUUCCCUAUCAGAUCCUUUUUAUCCAUCCCCUCCUUUUUGAGAAGUUUCCUCCUCUGAAAUUCAACACAUCUCUGUGUUGGACUUCCUUGGCAAUGCUCCACUCGCAUAUAAGCUGAAUUCAAUAGCCACUGUUGUCUGAACAUCUUUACAGUCAACCCAUUUUACGCCUGCUCUUACAUUGGCUAGACUUUAAGUCUGUGGAAGGAUUGUGGCUAUUAUUAUAAAGAUCACACACACAGUUUUUCAUUUAUAAUAUUUUGUACAUUUAUAGUGGCCAAAUCACUGUUGUCUGAGUUUCAUUGUUUUACUGUUGUGUUCUUGGUUUUAAAAUGUCCAAUAAAAAUGCCAGUACUUUGAAGAACAAGA